Messenger RNA from Chelonia mydas (Green sea turtle), 1039 nucleotides. RefSeq names its product crystallin beta B3 (gene CRYBB3). The transcript has 6 exons. Gene Ontology annotation, biological process: visual perception; lens development in camera-type eye. The record is from RefSeq and is a predicted model, not a curated record. NCBI's taxonomy places the organism in Eukaryota, Metazoa, Chordata, Testudines, Cheloniidae. Gene Ontology annotation, molecular function: structural constituent of eye lens. The coding region runs from base 58 to 927 and encodes 289 amino acids.
GCUGUGGCACAUUCCAAUCAGGAAGCUCUGACUUAAGAUGCUCAGAAAAGACAAUGGAUGUGUCUGUCCCGGUUCUCAUACUGGCGCUCAUCACUGAAACGUCUGCGUGCCUCCAAGGGGCCCAGCAGUCUCCCCCCUCAGGGGGGAUUGUGCUGUGUUGGGAUUCCAGCUGGGAUUGCUUUUUGCACAAGAAGAGAGAGAAGCAUUAACCUGAGACAACGGCUGCAGGCUGAAACUAGACAAAUUCUAACGGGAAAUAAGAGGCGGAUUUGUAACAGAUUUUCAGGCGCAAUGACUGAACCGCAGAGUCCCCCCGAGCCAACGGCUGCUGGGGAGAGCCUUGGCGAACUAGGUGGCAAUUACAAGAUCACCAUCUUCGAGCUGGAGAAUUUCCAGGGCAAGAAGCGUGAAUUGACAGAGGAAACUCCGAAUGUGACAGAGGAAGCUCUGGAGAAAGUGGGAUCGAUCCAGGUAGAAUCAGGCCCGUGGCUCGGGUUCGAACGCCAGGCCUUCUGUGGGGAGCAGUUCGUGCUGGAGAAGGGAGCCUACCCGCGCUGGGACUCCUGGUCCAACAGCCACAGCAGCGACAGCCUGAUGUCCCUCCGGCCCCUGCUGAUUGACAGCAACGAGCACAAAAUCCACCUGUUUGAAAACGCCGGUUACAGCGGGAGGAAGAUGGAGAUCGUAGAUGACGACGUGCCAAGCCUCUGGGCUCACGGGUUCCAGGACCGGGUGGCCAGCGUCAAAGCACUGAAGGGAACGUGGGUGGGCUACGAAUACCCCGGCUACCGAGGCCGCCAGUACGUCUUUGAGCGGGGCGAGUACCAGCACUGGAACGAGUGGGACGCCACCCAGCCCCAGAUCCAGUCUGUGCGCCGCGUCCGGGACCAGCAGUGGCACAAACAUGGCUGCUUUGAGACCAGCUGAAGGGGACGCCGGCGCCUUGCGCGGCCACGGCCGAGGAAGAGGCGGACGACGUGAUUUAUAACCCGCCGUGUUUGUGUCAAACCUUCUCAAUAAAGCUCACAGCUGGAGGCUU